Paramuricea clavata is the source of this 7869-nucleotide messenger RNA. NCBI's taxonomy places the organism in Eukaryota, Metazoa, Cnidaria, Anthozoa, Malacalcyonacea, Plexauridae. The record is from the annotation of a GenBank genome assembly.
AUAUAAACUGUUGAUCUCUAUCAUUUCAAAAUAGAUUUUUCUCAUAAUAUUUUAUCGAAAAAACACUGCAUUUCAUCGUUUCAUGAUUGGAUUAUGACUAUCAAGCGACGUAUCGAUACCUCCAAACUCCGAAGGCCUUUGAAACGGUCGAAAAUAACCGAAUCUGUUUAUGGCAGGUGAGAAAUGGCGGCCGAGCAACAAACGUGUUCUCCAACAUUAUUUUAAUAAAAAAGAAAUUGGAGAGAUUAUUUUUGUCUGAUCUCUUGCAUUGUUGUAUCAUAAAGCCUGAUUUAAUCUGUUUAUUCCUUUCCUAGUUUGUUCAUCUACGUGAAAUUCUUCGCCGUGUGGAUUCUUGUACUUACAGCGGACUUUUUACUCGAGUUUCGCUUCGAGUAUUUGUGGCCUUUUUGGCUGUUGAUGCGAAGCGCUUACGACUCGUUUAAAUAUCAAGGAUUGGUAAUAAUAGACUUUAUUUUCAUCUGAAAAGUACCGAGUGGUAUUCUGCCGUUUCUUUAAACUAUUCCCAGCAACUUAAAACCCUCAUCGCUUGUAUUUUUGCUAUUUUUAAAAGGUGUUCUCUUUGCUGUUCCUUGGGCUGGCCUUAUGUUCUGAUGUUGUGUGUCUGAUGGUGUUACCGAUUCACUGGCUAUUUUUUGCAGCGAGUACUUAUGUCUGGGUACAAUUCGUCUGGCAUACAGGUGAAGUAAAACCCUUCUUUAAUACAAUUUGUUGCGGUUUUGGCUAUUGAAGUCUUUCUUUGUGGCGACCAAGUGGUGUGAUAUGUUUACAUUAUUUCAUGAUUCGCUUCACUUGUCUUGUUGUUAUAAUUAUAUUUCGCUACUUUCCUUGUAGAUCGCGGGCUAGGAUUACCGACGAUUUCUAUGUGGUUAUUAUUUAUAUACGUCGAGGCAUCCGUUCGCUUAAAAGAGCUAAAAAACCUGCCAUUCCACUUGGAUUUAUGUCGACCUUUCGCAGCUCAUUGGUACUGUACUUUAAAUAUUAACAUUCUAAAUAACAUGUUUAGUAAUUUCAAUAAACCGUUCACAGCCUUUUGCUGCCGAGCUUAAUUUUUCAAAUUUUACCAUUCAAAACCCAAUAAUCACAUUUCCACAAUGGUUUUUAAAACAUAGUGGAUUUUAGAAGGAUUUACAACACAGACAAUGCAUGUAUGAAAUGUUAAAAACAUUUUUAAUUUAUUCAAGACAGCUGAUUUGCUGAGGUUGUUAAUUUUUUCUUUUGAAUGUAUAAGACUUUCAAUAUUUAAUGUUUAUUGCAUUUAAAACCUGCUUUCCAUUACUUUAUUUUGUGUGCGUAUGCAUUUUGACAGUUGUUCAAUACGGCAGUUAACCCAUUAAGUCACAAUGUGCCCUAAUGCACCGUACUUUGUUAUUUUAUUCGGAUAGAUGAUUCUACUUGUUAAGGGAAAAGUGUCAGGCUUUAAUGCGUCAAAUAGAGUGUCUGUUCAUACCUCUCGUUUGUCUAUUAAGCUGCAUUACACUCUUACUUUAAAUAUGACGGGAUAGUGUUGUACAUUGAUAUGUUUAUGAGGCCCAUGGACCUUGUUAGCCUCUUAAUGCCUGACGAUAAAAAUCAAACUAAUGAAGUAGGCAGAACAAGGGCAUGUUGUGGUCUACCGUAACAGCUGGGGUUACAUUUGGCAGAUAGUGGUCAACCUGUUAUCAGAGUGAGAAAAUAAUGUUCAUUCUUUUCAUUAUAUGUAGUAGUCUUGUAUUUGCAAAUGAAUGGAAUUGGAGUGUAGUUUAAUUCUCUUGUGUCAAUAUUGACCCCAUCUGCUACUGAAAGCCAACAAUGGGAUAACAACGCCCAUGGCCAGACAGUCCGACUUCUCAUUAAUACUCUACAGUAUGAUGCAAAACUCUCCACGUUUUUAUCCAGCUUUAACACACAUACAUUUGGAAACCAAGAACUAAGCAUUUCAAACAUUUUUGUGAUUGAAAAACGUGUCCAGAUAACUCAAAGUUUGUUUUUUUUGGAAGUUUUGACAAGCACCUGAAUAUAGGCAUGACAUUUCCCCUAAUCUUGUAGUGGUUCUCAGUUGUCUAUCAGUACAGCUACGGAAUAGAAAUGCACAUGUGGCCAGGUUCAAUUCCUAUCUGGGUUGUUCUUUUCAAAUAUUUUUCCUUGUGUUCCUUGUACUUACUAAGCCUUGAAACGUUUUUGUUUCUUCUAAAAUCACUUAAUUUCAUUUUUACCACAAAAGAAGGGCAAAUAUGCCAUUUCUGUAAACAGGUGCACUCAAAGAUUUAAUAGUCUGCCAUGUUUAUUAUCAAAAUUACGUGAACAUUUCAAUAUUGUACUGACCUUCUCAUUCUGUAUUUUAGUAUCGGCUAUCCAGUGGUCACCCUGGGUUACGGCGUUAAAAGUUAUGUAGGGUAUAAAAUUCGACAGGUUGGUAAAAUACUUGUUAGUUUGAGAUUUUUGGAAACAGUCAACCUCUAUAGUGGUGAUACUUCUCUAUUCUCUAAUAUGGGAACACUUCUCUAAACAGACACCUCUCUAACUGGGCACCUCUCUAAUACAGACACCUAUCUAAUGUGGGCACCUCUCUAAUAUAUAUGGGGACACCUCUCUAAUACAGACACCCCUCUAAUAUGGGGACACCUCUCUAAUACAGACACCUCUCUAAUACAGACACCUCUCUAAUAUGGGGACACCUCUCUAAUACAGACACCUCUCUAAUAUGGGGACACCUCUCUAAUACAGACACCUCUCUAAUAUGGGGACACCUCUCUAAUACAGACACCUCUCUAAUCUGCAUUUUUUUGCUCUUUCCCUGUGUUAGAAAAAUCUGAUUGUGUGCUAAAAAAACUGCAAUACUUAUUCUAUUUGUAUACAUGCAAACUUUCUUGUAGCAUAAAAUUCAGCGAGUUAGCAAAGAGAAUGAAUUUUAUAUGGAGUUAAUAAAUCAAUCACUACCUUCAGAACAAUUGGAAAACAAUGCGAAAGGUACUUUAUUUCAUACAUUCAUUUCAUAGAAAUUACAAGAACCACGACACCAAGAUUUAACCAGAUCUAAAAGCGUUAUCACAUUUUACCAUGCUUUCAGGAAAUGCGAUUGAUAAGAUUCCCGAAGAGAGCAGUCCACCAGCGAGGAAGUCUAGUUGUCAAACCCUGAGCAAUGGUGUUGUCAAUAAAUCAAACAAUGAACUAUUAUAUAGUCAUGAGAAUGGCAAAACUGUUAGCAGUGAAAAAACAACUAGAAAUAACGUUAAAGUUACAACAGCUUCUUCGUCCAAGAAACUCAACGAAGAUCAUAACUUAAACGAACUUGAAAAUAAGAGUGAACAAGACGGACGUUUAGUUAAUGGUCAUGUAGGGCGUAAUUUCAAUGGAGGAAAGAGGAGCAGUCCGUUGCGAGUUCCUAACGGAGAUUACGAGGACUCGGAUAGUGGCGACUCUUCUAAUACAUCAACCUCAAGUGGUCCUGGUAGCAGUAAGAAGGAGAAUCAGAAUAAAACUGCACAGGUAUAGCCCUCUAGAAACAAGAAGAUUCAUUGUACUCUGCACUGUAAGAAUAAAUAUGAAACCAGUCGUACACAGGUAAAAACAUACAAGUUGUUCCAGAUCUGGAAACAAGUUGUAAGCAAGGUUGUUGUGAAGCCGAUAUCAGGAUGUGUUCGUACUGCUUGUUCCCAGUUGUUGUGACAAGUCUGGAACAAGUUCUUAUCAUCUUGUUACAAGGUUGAUGACAGUAACAGACUUGCUACAAGUUGUUCCAACAAGACUAAUACAGGCUGUUCGUAACAAGUUGCUAUGAGCUUGUUGUCAUCAACUUGUUACAUACAGACGAUGGAACAACUUGUUGCGAGUCUCUUGGCCUCAUUUACUGGAGUAAAGACAACCAACACAAUUGUAAAUCGCUUGUCCAGAGAUAAAUUAAGCUGAGUUAAAGUGGGUAGAACGGGUCUUAAAAGGUCAGAUUUAAUGCUCUAUAACAUUUUUUUCUUACAGGAAACAAAAUAUCGUUCCGUAGUUGGUGACAUCAACCCUUCCUUGUUAACUCAACUUAAAGAAGAGAAGACUGCUAGGUAUUGUACACAAAUAAUCAUCGUGAAAAUAUUUUAACCUGUAGUAUAUAAUAAUAAUAUUGUGUACAACUAUAUACAGUAGUAGACACGAAAUGUUAGUGGCUAAAAUAUGGCAGAUUAUGCUAAACAUAUCAAGUGAACGGAAUUAAAAUGAACUACCUUAACUUAUAUAUUAGAUAGCUUUGUCAGGUCUCUCUAAAAUUUUCUUCUUUUGCUGCGAUUUUUAGUGCAUGGGAACGAGCAUAUGAAUGAUGAAUGUUCUGCAUAUAUGUACUCUCGUCUGAACAUUCAUAAAUCAUCCAUUCGUUCACAUACAUCAGACGAAAAUGUCAUGAAAUCUAAUUCUAUUUCAAUGUUCGUUUAGACGUCGUUCAGAGAACACGCUCAACCACACGGAGAGUGAACUGAAACGCGUUAAGCAGGAUUUACAGAACAGUCGUCAGCAUGAACAAGAAUUUCGUUCACAACUACAGACUGUUACUUCUAAUGAAAGAUCUCUCAAGUCUGAAGUUCAUCAGUUGAAGAAUGAUAACGAAAUAUAUCAACAAAAGUAAGUACCUAAUGUAGGACAGAUUGUUUCCUAGCCAUGUUUCCCAAAGGUGGACAAACCAGGAAACAUUGUUUCCUAGCCAUGUUUCCCAAAGGUGAACAAACCAGGAAACAUUGUUUCCUAGCCAUGUUUCCCAAAGGUGGACAAACCAGGAUCAAACAUUGUUUCCUAGCCAUGUUUCCUGAAGGUGGACAAACCAGGAAACAUUGUUUCCUAGCCAUGUUUCCUGAAGGUGGACAAACCAGGAAACAUUGUUUCCUAGCCAUGUUUCCUGAAGGUGAACAAACCAGAAAACAUUGUUUCCUAGCCAUGUUUCUCAAAGGUGGGCAAACCAGGAAACAUUGUUUCCUAGCCAUGUUUCUCAAAGGUGGGCAAACCAGGAAACAUUGUUUCUUAGCCAUGUUUCUCAAAGGUGGACAAACCAGGAAACAUUGUUUCCUAGCCAUGUUUCUCAAAGAUGGACAAACCAGGAAACAUUGUUUCCUAGCCAUGUUUCAGUCAAUUGAGGUUCAUAUAUUUAACUACAUUUAUAACUUCAUUGAAUUGACGAAACAAUAUCUUUUCUCAAGGAUCCAAACGAUGACCACAACACGCCAGCAAGAUCGUAACGCCAUUGCGACUUUGGAACGAAAGCUGAAGUCUGAACGCGACGCCCGACAACUGACCGAGUCCCAACUUCGCGAGGAACGAAAGAAAGCGAAAGCCGACGAGUUCCGACAAUCCCGCGAAGAGACGGCGAUUCACGAACACUGUAAUGCGCGGAGACUGGAACUAGAAGAUGACAUGCGGCAACAACGUGAACGAGUUGGCGAGAAGGAUGAACGAAUUCGGUCACUGGAGAGAGAAAUUGAAAACCUCAAGGCGAAGACGAAUGAGAAUGAUAGCAUACAGCUUAGGAAGGAAACCGAAGCGCUCUUAUCUACUCUAGCUCAGAUCAAAGGCAAGAAUACGCACUUGGAGAACAGUCUUAGCUCGGAGACUAGAUUGAAGCUGGAUCUUUUCUCUGCACUUGGCGAAACACGACGACAUUUGGAGAUCGCGCAAAGUCAACUCAUCAACAAGGAGCAAGAGAUUAUCAGUCUGAAAGCGAAGAUUGCUGAGGUGAUGGCGGUAAUGCCCCUCAGUGCCAAUGGUGAUACAUCCUACGGUACCCACCAUUCACCCCCACCGCCCCUCACAGAGCAUGAUGACGUCACCAAUGGUUCUGUGUUCAUCCCGAAGGCGAAGAAUGGUUUGUUGUAGAUGACGGUUUGUUCAUGUGAGCACGAUAGAUUAAGGUUUACGGCAAAACUCGGUUACAAGGGGAUAUGGUAUAUUCUGUACAGUCCAGAAAAGAAUGCAAUAGCUAUUUUCCAGAUUUUUACAUAGCGAAUUAUUAGUGAGCAUCGAACAUUGAAUGCAAGAAAUUAAUUUUGAAACUAAGAUUAUUGUUCUAGUAGAAUGGCUGUUUAAAUAAGGGGUCGUCAAACCUUCAGGGGCUCCACUGAUACCAGUGUUUUUACACUGAAGGAAUUACCUUGUAUAAAUAAUAUCUAUCUAUCUAUUGAUUGAUUGUUAAAACAACUGAUGCAUGAUUUUAAUAGGUGAGCCAGACUUUAUUUUCAAACAGCCGUAAUAUCUUCGAUAUCCACCGGUAUUUGACUGUGUAAAAAUAUGGAACAUACUUAUUGCAUUUGUUUCGGGACACGCUGUUGAUAGUUUAAAUCAUUUUUGUACCAGCAUUUAGAGCGAACCAAAUGUGCGCUUGAUUAAAAUUUGAAAUCUUCCAAUUUAUCCACGUGUCAUUUGGAAACUCUGAAUUGACUUAUUAUACAGGGACACUAUAGAAAUUAUCCUAUUGUUAUAAUUUGAAUGCCUGAGCACUAUGCGUAAACACAAGAGUGAGUAAACACAAUUGAAUUUUUAAUUACCAGGCGCAUGAAAUUCUGUGCUUAACAACAAUAGAAUAAUUUCUACAGUGUCACUUUUUCGGGGACAGGUAAUCGCGCAUGAAUUAUUAAUAGAGACAUGUCCUAUUUUCCAAUCGUUGUGUUUUGGCAAUCGCUUCUAUUGAAGUAGCCUUGUCCUUCAACUUGCUAUCAAGCUCACAUGAACAGAUGCCGUGAGGUUAUUUGAAGAGGGAUUUAGUUGAUAUUCUGUUAAGAAAGUUUAGAUUUAUUUUGUGACUCCAAUAUUUGGUCGUAGUUGAUGUUUUAAAUACACAGUUCUAUAUGUUGCAUUCGCAGAGCAAACAAAAUAAAAAGUAAGUUAAUAAAUACAGACUCUUGUGUGAUUGAUUCAAAACUAGGAGGGAAUAUUUAUUUACAAUUAUAACCAUACUUAAUUCUAUCAGUAUAUAACCUAUUUAGCCCCCAGUCUCUAUCAGAGCCCUGAUACACGCUUCCAGAAUGACGACACCUUGGCUAUGGAUCCUCGUGAUCGAGAGGUUGCGCUUUAACUAAUGACACAUACACGGAAACGAGGCUAUGUACCCAAAGUGUGAAUUAUGUUUUUUUGUCAAAGAACGUUAAAUUUAUUUAGCAACGAGCCUCCAUUUAGCCAUCUCCCGUUCUAAUACGCCCCCGUACCCAGGGGGUAAAUAGGGAACUUUAGAUUCGCUACAGCUACGAAAUCUAGUACGACUACGAGAUUUUUUCCAUCAAAUAUCAGCUACUAAAAACUUACAAUAGUACGUGGUUUGGCGCAACUGUUGCUAUAAAGAUGUGGUAUGCAAGAGAAAAGACGAUAAAAAGUCUGUAGUAGCAGAUAUUUAACGGGAAAAAUCUCGUGGUCGUACCAGAUUUAGUAGCCGUAGCGAAUCUAAAGUUCCCUAAUAGAAAACUCAGUACAAACCCAGAAGUGCCCCAGUAGGUUCCGAAAUUUUCAAGGCAUGACAAGUCAUUAUAUGCGGCGAAUUAUUACAAUUAAUAAUUUUAUAAAGUAUAUAUGUGGUAAAAAAAUUAAAUUAAGAUUUCCGCCCAACCAUAGACUAUCGAAGGGAAGAUGGUUGUGAAACUCAUUAGAAUAACAAUAUAACUCAUUGUCUAUGUUAGCCAACGUUUAUUCAUAAAUCUGGUCCUUCACCGUCACGUGCGUAUUGUAUUUUUGCCCAACUAACCAAUAGCAAUGUUUUAGAAAAGUCACCUAUCCACGACUCGAACAAUAGGGAAAUUGGAAAUGGUGGAUUUGGCAAAAAUACAAUAGACACGUGACGGUGAAAGACCAGAUUUAUAAAUAAACGUUGACCAACAUAGAUGAUGAAUUUUAUUACAUAGCAGAGAGUGAAAUACU